CAAUCUGCGACUGUAGUGCCUCUUUUGGAAUUCCGCCUCCUGAAAAGUUGACUUUAACCAAUGGGUGAAGGGACCUUCCCCCCCUCCACACCGACCCCCCCGGAAGAUGUUGAGCCCAGAAACCUGUUACCUGGAUCUGCAGGGACCAAUGGGCGAAGGAACCCGGGGGCGAAGGAACUCUUUCCAUACUUUCUGGGAGUUGUAGUUCCCCAAGGGUCUCGUAGGCGCCCGGUGCCCAGCUAGAAACUACAACGUCCACAAUGCUGCGCGCCGCGCGCCUUGCCUCUCUCCGGUGUCCCCCGCUCGGCUUCCCAGUACCGCCUCUUGGCGGCGGCAGCAGAGGCACCAUGGCCGACGGCGGCGGCCCUCCCGAGGCGCCCAGUCCCCGGGGCUCCCCGGGCCGGGUGCCGCGGGUCCCGCGCCCGGGCGGCCCGGGAAGCGGCGGCGGCUGCUGCGGGGAGACGUCGAGGACGCCGGCGCUGGCGCUGCGCUUCGACAAGCCCAUCAAGCAGGCCUUUUACAACACGGGAGCCGUGCUGUUCGUGUGCCUGUGUUGCGGCGCUGCCGUGCUCGUCUACUUCAUCCUGGAGGCCUUCCUGCGGCCGCUGCUGUGGGCCGUGCUGUGCGGCACCUUCUUGCACCCCUUCAAGAGCUCGCUGACGCGCCUGGGCCGCCACUGGCUGCAGCGCCUGCACCGCGCGCACACGCCCAUCGUGCUGGCCGCGCUGCUGCUGCCGCUCUGCUUCGCCGACUACGGCGUGGAGGCCCUGGGCGAGCAGGCGCUGCGCCGCCGCCGCCUGCUGCUGCUGCUCGGCGCCGGCGGCCCGCUCCUUUACGGCCUCUACAGCCUCGGCAGCUACCUGGGCGUGCAGGUGCUGCUGGCACACGCCGGCGCGCUCAUCUGCCGCGGGCUGGACUACUUCAGCAGCCUGUGGAUCUGGACGUUGGUAGUUGGCUAUGUGUUGACUGUUUCAUUCAAGUGGAAUGCAAGCACUGAACGCUACUUGCGAGCAGUUUCAAUUCCUGUCUGGAUUAUAUUGCUUUUUCAUUUAGCAUCCCUGGCUGGCUCAUGGAGAAUUCCAGUGUUCCUGGUUAUUGUUUUCCUGAUGUCUGUGGGCACGCUGUAUGAGAAACAGAAUGGAAAAGAGUCUUCUGGAGCAGAGUUACCAGGGCAGGUUAUUUCCAUGGCAGCUUCUACUCUGGCAACCUUGGCCAUCUCCAUCACAGGGUACGAAUCAAACCCUGAGGACCCGCCCUCCGCCCACCCUGCAGAAACCAUGGACAGAGGAGAGCCCCCUGCAGCGCUGUCCUCCUCUCCUUCACCUUCCUCCCCUUCACCCACUCUGGGCAGACAAAGGCCUGAAAUGGGAACGUUUGUCAGGAAGAAGAAGACCAGCGACAUCUACUUCGUGUCCCUCGUGUGGGCCAUUAUUGGAGUCCAGCUCUGGUUGAAUCUGUGGAUUAUACAGUUGCUUCCAGUGCCUAUUGCAGUUUGGAUCCUCAAAAAGCUUGUUAUUCACUUUGGAGUGGUGGACUUCCUGGAGAAACGCUGCCUCGUGUGGUGGCAGGCCGUGGAGCACUUCCUCAGGGAGCGGCAGGAGGCUCUCGCCCCAUGGCCAGUUGUUGGGCUUGGAAAAUUCUUGUUAAAAGUUGAUAGCAAGCUCUGGCACUGGCUAAAUAAGAAGAUGAUCAUCUGGUUGGAGAAGAUGUUAGACAAAAUAAUAAGCAUUUUCAUCAUAUUUUUGUUAGUAAUAGGAACCCUUCUUUUAGCUCUACUCCUGACUGCAAAGGUACAUCAAGAGAGUGUACACAUGAUUGAAGUCACAAGCAAUUUGAUUAAUGAGACUCUAGCAAAUCACCCUGAGUGGGCAAAUUGGCUUCCUGAGGCUCAAGUAGUCCAAAGAGCCCUCAAUUCUGCAGCUAACAACGUGUACCAGUAUGGAAGAGAAUGGAUAACACACAAGCUUCAUAAAAUUCUGGGAGAUAAGGUGAACAAUACUGCUGUAAUUGAAAAGCAAGUACUAGAACUUUGGGACAGAUUGUAUCAUUCUUGGUUUGUAAAGAAUGUAACGCACUCUGGAAGGCACAAGGGACACAAGAUGCAUAUAAAUCGUCAGAAUAGCUGGCUGGGAGACAUCCUGGACUGGCAGGAUAUCGCCUCCUUUGUUCACGAGAACAUCGAGACGUUUCUUUCGAUCUUGGAGUCUCUGUGGAUUGUCAUGAGCCGGAACGUGAGCCUGCUUUUCACCACCGUCACAACUCUCCUGACCAUCCUCUUCUACAGUGGGACUGCCCUUCUCAAUUUUGUCCUGUCUCUGAUAAUUUUCCUGACCACCCUAUUUUAUCUAUUAAGUUCCAGCGAUGAGUACUACAAGCCAGUGAAGUGGGUGAUAAGCCUGACACCACUAUCUCAGCCAGGUCCUUCUUCUAAUAUUAUUGGCCAAUCUGUGGAAGAAGCUAUCAGAGGAGUGUUUGAUGCUUCCCUCAAAAUGGCUGGCUUCUACGGAUUGUACACAUGGCUGACUCAUACCAUAUUUGGCAUCAAUAUUGUCUUCAUACCAUCAGCUUUAGCAGCAAUCCUGGGAGCGGUACCAUUUCUGGGGACAUACUGGGCAGCAGUACCUGCAGUUCUAGACCUGUGGCUUACACAAGGCUUAGGGUGCAAAGCCAUCUUACUGUUGGUUUUUCAUCUCUUGCCAACAUACUUUGUAGAUACUGCCAUCUAUUCGGAUAUAUCAGGAGGUGGGCAUCCUUACUUGACAGGCUUGGCAGUGGCUGGUGGGGCUUACUACUUGGGCCUGGAAGGAGCAAUCAUUGGGCCCAUACUUCUCUGCAUACUCGUGGUCGCUUCUAAUAUCUAUAGUGCCAUGCUAGUGAGUCCCACGAAUUCAGUGCCCACGCCAAACCAGACCCCGUGGCCUGCUCAGACUCAGCGGACUUGCCAUGAUAUUUCUGACGAUCUGAAAUCUUCAGUAAACUGACAUGGUUUGCAACAGAGUGAUUUCUGUAGGAGGUUCAGUCUUGAUAGUGAGUUCAGCCCAGCUGUGGCCUUCUGUCCUUUCAUCUGUGCCUAGCAAACAGAGCCCAGGAAAGAAGCAGAACCCUCCUGGCCUUCCAAACAGAAUGCCUGGACAAGAGAGAACUUGCUGUGUGUUGCUUUGCCUUUUAAAGCACAGCUUUAGAGCUCAGAAUUGUGGUUUGCUCACUUACUUCUUGCUAAGAUGGCUUGAAAAGUUUCAGUUUAUACACUGGUACCAUGGCUCGAAAUUUCCCACUUUUGGUUAUCUAUAUUAUUAUUAUAUGUAUUUAUAAAGUUAUUUUAAGAGUCCUGAACUACCUGCUGUUAAAAGUAUUUGCCAUGUAAUUUUCUUCUGGUUUAAGAAAUCUGUUCUUGAACUUUUUUAUGACCGUCACGUUUUAAUGAAGAGGGUUUUUCACUUUUGAAUAUGUAGUUGUUUGAGCGGGAAAAGGAAGCCUUCUACCCUUGUACCUACUCCCCUCUAGAAGUGUAAGGUGGGGUGGCUUAUUUCAAGGUCAUCUAGGUGUGUGUUGCAACCACAGGAGCCACAGAAAAACAAGCUCUUCCUGCCCUUUCUCCUCCCUCCAUCUGCCAUUACACUAUUGCCAAAUUCUUAAAACUUGGUUGACUACUUUGAAGCAACAUACUUACUAAGCUGCUGUUAAUGGUACCAGUAUGACAGAAUUCAUGUUGUGGUUCAGUUUUUCUUUCCAAAUGCUUUAAGUGAAAAAUCUCAGGAGUAACAGUUCUCUGAGUUGUUAAAUGGAUCCCUGUUUACUUACUUGGAAUUCUGCCAAUUAGUUACUUAUUAGCAGUAGAAUGUUACAGUUAGGUAGUAUUUUUCCAUCACUUGGCAGAGUGCGUUGCACCUAAGACUCUAGAUGAAGGCUUGUCGAAUUAUGACUUUUUAAGUCUCCCAGACAUCGCAAUAACCAGCAUAGUGCUUUGCAUUUUACAAAGUCAUUUUGCGCGUAUUCUUUCACUAUCACUUCCCGGCAGCUUUCAUACAGCUUUAUGGUAUUUUAUAACACUUUCAUACAGAUGGGAAAACUAAGGUUCAGAAAAGUUUAGUAAGAUUUUUACCUCAAAUUUUUCUGACUUCACUGUCUGCCAGCUCUGCUCUGCUGUAGCCUUUCUUCUAAUUCCUUUUGCAGUUUUCCCAGCACUUGUCCUGCAGUUAAUGACAGGCUGGGACUAGAACCCAGCUCUUAGCUUGGUGUCCUUCCCACGGUAGAAAACAAUCAUCAGGCUCUUUCUCCAUCCCCAGGGGAAUAUGGAGGAGAAAGUGUUCCUGAAUAUCAAAGACUUCCCUUUGGAAAACAUUUAAAAGUAGAAAUCCUUCUUUUUCUAAACCAUUGUCUCACUGAGAAGCAUAGUCAGUGAUAAUUAGCUUAAAUUCAUUCUGAUAUUACUUAAGAAAUUAACUCCCUUUAGGAAAGAGGCUACUGUGAAGGUUUUGACUGUUUAUACAGUAGACUGCAUGCAGAUCUCUUGUUUUUACUGUUCUUCUACAAUUAUAAUCUGAUAUUACACCAACUGUUCCAUUUGGCCGCUAACCGACUCCUUUUUUUCUUUAGCCAGUUGUUCAGUCAUUCGUUCAGCAACACAUUCAUUGAGAGUUGGCCCUCUCUGGUUUCCAUGCCAACCGCUGUACAGGGUGCUAUAGGGGAUAGCUCCUGGGAAGGCCUUCUCCCACCGUAAAUCUUAGCCAGAUCAUGUGCUUGCUAAAAUUAUGAAUUUUGCAGUAAAAGGGUUAAAAAAGAAAUCAGGUUUGUUUUUGUUAAUUGUAUACUGAUAAGUUUAUAGCUAUAAUUGGCACAUAUUCAUAAGCGGCAAGUGUUAGACACAGUUUAGUGUGCAUAAACAAAUUAUGUUCCUCCAAAGUGUUUUUAGCUGAAUAAAGUGAUACUGCAAAAGACUAAACUCCAGCUAAUGUAUGGCUGUUGCCGGUCAUAAUUAUUAGUAUAAAUACCAGAUUCUUUAGAAAAGAACUUGGAGCCCUAAGAGAAUAGUUUAGAGCUCCCAAAAUGGGCAGUGAUGUAAUAUCACCUAAAAAAUCAGUCCUACACACGGUCCUCAUGAGGAGACCGGAACUGCGCUGGUGCUUCCGCAAGCGCAGAAGGACUCCGAAGGCCAACCAGCUGGGGGAGGAGCCCUCGGCCAGAGAAACCUAUCCCCUCAGACAGACAGUGAAGAGGCUUUACAAGAUUUUCACAGGGCACAGAGCUCACGUGGCAUGAAAAGCAAGGAGUCUCAAGCUCAGGUCUCAAAAUGGCUUGCCCCCAGAUUCCCAGGAUUUGUCCCAGAAAGAGUACAUUUCCUAGGAACAGACAGUGCAUGGAUGAAGUAGCUUCAGUAAACACGGAUGCAGAAAGCCUAUCACAAGUCUUACAAUUUUAUAGCUUUAUUAAAGAUUAGUUUUAAGUUCACAUUCACUAUUUCAGUUGUAAACCGAAUGGGGGAAUGAGAAAAGAUAAAAGUCUCCACACAGAUGUGCUCCUCUCUCUUCCGAGAAUAAGGUAUAGCAUUUUUAGCAUAAACACCAUGUCCUAUAAAUCCUUCUGCAGUUCCAAAAUUCCUGUCACAUUCUGUGUUUCUGGAAGUGAUCUGUCACACUGCCUGAGAUACAACUCUUAUUUAUGUUUAAACUUGUGAGGAUUCCUACCACUCUCUUCCAUUAGAGGUAGUUAGCUGGUAGAAUUUUCCUGUGACUUGUGAGACUGGUGUAGAUUGACUCUUGACAAAGAGGAUUACCCAGGAAGUGUUCUGAAGGCCUGCUGUAUUUAAACAAACUCAGAGCCUUUGGAAACAGCAGCUGUUUAUUCCAGUUAAAGGGCUGCUAAAAGGCUUGCAGAUGAGGUUCUCUGGCUAACCUUGGUCUUAAAUACCCAUUGUGACCUUACUCAUACCCCUAGUUCCCACACUGGUUGUAUCUAGUGCUUUAGAAUGUGUCCCUACUGGGCAAGAAAUACUCAGAAAUUCAGGCCAUGAAGGGUUAGAUUAGAGCAAAAGAAUUUUAGGUGAGCUAUCCAGGGCUCUCAGCGUCAGGGUUUGUAGGAAAAACCCCUUCAGAACUUCCCAUACUCUAGUCCUGACUGGCAGUUUCCUGUAGGGGUCUUCUAAGACCCUUACAAGAGUAUUACACUAGGCAUUUCAUAUUGGAGGUAGUCUCUGGCAAUAUACUUCCAAGUGUUAGUUCCAGCUGAGAGCAACUUUUUUUUUUAAUUAGUUUUUGUCCUUACACAUUUGCCAUCAAAAUAUAUUCAUUUCAUUAAUUUAUUAAGGACCUGCAAAAAAUGUGCUACCUGAAACCACUGAGCAGUUAUUUUUUUUUGAUAGUUUAAAAAUAAGAGAAUUGUAAAUCAAGAUGAUCUGUCUACUAGUCAUAGAAAUUCUGUGCUAGAAUGGGCCUUACAUAAUUAGGCGAUCCUGUCAUUUUCUAGGGGAGAAAAUAAAUCCAGAUUAAAGUGGCUUUUCUACCACACAGAGAGUCAGUUAGUAACAGAAUUCUGAGUAGAAUACAGUUGUUUUUUUUUUUCCUUAGCCCACUGUUCUGUGUCUCUUCCCUUUCCCUUAUAGCUGAGCAGCUUUUGGAAAAAUGUGUUCCUUAUAGCAGUAGUUUCAAGAGAUGUUAUUAGAUGUUAUAAGAGACAAAAGUGGGCAUGGGGGGAGGGGACUCCAUGGUCAGUUAAAAUUGAGGAAUGCUGAGUUGUUUCCUUUCUGUAGGACUUCUAAGAGUUUUUAGCGUGCUAUUAUAUAUUGUGAACUUAUGAGGGGACAGAUUGUGUUUACUACACUUAUUUGACCUUAAACUGCACUCCCCUCCCCCACCCUCCCAUCCUUUUAGCAGAGCUUCUCCAAGGACUACUAGUCCUUUGGGAAACAUGGCUCUCGAGUAAGUUUACAGCUCUUUUAGGAGACAUCCUUAAUGGAAAUUCUGAAUGGUAUAUCUGUUACCAUAGUACCACAUAAACUAUAAUAAAUCUCAAAGUUUAGUGAGAUACCAGAAAGAGAACCUAUUUGCCAUUCAGAGCUAUACGUCAAGUAUAGAGAUUCUUUUCCACCUAUGGUGUGUAAAAUCAGUAUUUGUGUUUAGUUUUGCAAGUUUUUCCAGGAUCUAGUAAUGUGCAGAUACAGUGAUGAUAUAUUGAUAUUACAUUUUUAUAAUGCUUUUGUAUGUCACUUUAUAGUUUUCAGACUGCUUUCUUAACAACCCUGUGAGAUAGGCAGGCGUUAAGUAUUAUUGAAUGAGGCACUGGAGGCUCAGAAAGGUUUUUUGUGAAUUUUCCCUUAAGUUUAUACCUUAAAUGAUGGAGCCAGAAUUCAGUGGCAGAACUUCUGACUCCAAGUCCAGAGUUCUUUACUCCAUACCUGGUUUCUUAUUUUUCUUCUGGCUUUAUAGCUUACAGUGAAAGGUGUGGAAAUGAAUCUUAAAGUAACAUCAUUUUGGCUAUUACCAAAUCCUAUUUCUUUUUUAUUGCAGUGACCCAGAAGGUGUAACUCUCAUUAUAGCUGUCCCCAAGAAAACCCUUCUUCUGUCUUUUGCAGUGCCACUUGUUUGGGUGACUAGAGUAUAUUUCAAAUACCAUUUGAUUCGGAAACCAAGCUUGGAUAUAUAGUUGUAACUGCUUAUGUAACUUUUGGAAAAGAUAUCCUCUGCAUUCUCAGGCAAAGUAGAGAUGGUUUGAAAGCAAAAAAGUUUAUUCAAAUAUAACAGUACAUAUUCUUUAUUCUCACACAGAUGCUACUUCUUGGCUUUAACUUGCUUUGACAAACUUCUAAUGUAACCUCUUUGUAAAUGUGAAAUAUUUAUAUUUUGAAAUAAAAUUACUAGUGUUGAAUGAAUCAGAUG
This is a messenger RNA of Mirounga angustirostris (Northern elephant seal), 7871 nucleotides long. RefSeq names its product transmembrane protein 245 (gene TMEM245). The record is from RefSeq and is a predicted model, not a curated record. The coding region runs from base 261 to 2981 and encodes 906 amino acids. NCBI's taxonomy places the organism in Eukaryota, Metazoa, Chordata, Mammalia, Carnivora, Phocidae. The transcript is spliced from 18 exons.